AUGAGAGUUUCAGCACUCUGGACAGCGCUGGUCUUGCUUCUGAUUCAAGGCACCGCGAGAGCCUGCACAGUCAAGAAACUGAGCAAUAAUACCGGACGCUUUGCCAAUGCCACCUUGGUACGCCUCUCCGAGUACUUGAGUGCUGGGUACAAGAAGGGUGUGCGACCCGUGCGUAACUGGCGAAAUUGCACAAUGGUGGCCAUCGACCUUAUGGUGUACUCUAUCCUCAGUGUGGAUGAGAAGAACCAGGUUCUGACAACAUACAUAUGGUACAGGCAGGAAUGGACAGACGAAUUCUUGGUAUGGAACCCAGAGGAUUUUGAUGAUGUGAAUCAAAUGUCCAUACCGACUGCGAAUGUGUGGGUGCCUGACAUACUAAUCAACGAGUUUGUGGAUGUGGGGAAGUCUCCGGACAUUCCCUACGUGUACGUGACCCAUUAUGGACUCGUGCGCAACUACAAGCCUAUCCAGGUGGUGACCGCCUGCACUCUCAACAUCUACAACUUCCCAUUCGACGUCCAAAACUGCAGCCUGACCUUUCAGAGCUGGCUCCAUACCCUUAAUGACAUCGAUCUCAAGCUGAUGAGGAGCACAGAGGAACUCAAGGUGGACAAGAGUGUCUUCAUGAACCAGGGGGAGUGGGAGCUUCUUCACGUCCUGUCUAAAUACAAGCGCUUCAGUCUGGACAACAUUGACUCCUAUGCAGAGAUGAAGUUCAAUGUGGUGAUCCGACGCAGACCUCUGUUCUACACUGUGAACCUGCUGCUGCCCAGCAUCUUCCUGAUGGUGAUGGACCUGGUGGGCUUCUAUCUCCCUCCGGACAGUGGAGAGAGGGUGUCCUUCAAGAUCACCCUGCUUCUGGGAUACUCCGUCUUCCUCAUCAUCGUCUCUGACACGCUGCCCGCCACCGCCAUCGGGACGCCGCUCAUAGGUGUAUACUUUGUAGUGUGCAUGGCACUGUUGGUGAUCAGCCUGACAGAGACAGUGUUGAUAGUGCGACUGGUGCAUAAGCAGGACCUGCAGCCCCACGUACCCCAGUGGCUCAAACACUUGGUGCUGGAGCGGGCCACAGUCCUCCUCUGCAUCCGCAACAAACACAGCUUGUGCUCCAUGCUGUCCAGGGACUCUGACCAUCUGGGCCACUACAAAGAGAACAACAUCAGCCCAGCUCGAUGCAAUCACCACCACCUUCACCACACCUGCGAGAGUGGCCGUGGUGGCGGGGACAUCAUGGAGCGGGGCCUGGGGGGCCUGUCUGUGGUGCGUGACAACACGCCGCCCGUCAUGGACAACAUCCUGCAGGAAAUCUCAUCUAUCCGAGGCUUCCUGGAGAAGAGGGACGAGUCCCGGGACAUCGCCAAGGAGUGGCUGCAGGUGGGCUACGUGCUGGACGUCCUGCUCUUCAGGGUCUAUCUGGUGGCCAUGCUGGCCUACAGCAUCACCCUAGGGACCCUCUGGUCCGUGUGGCAGUAUGCCUGA
Messenger RNA from Oncorhynchus masou masou (cherry salmon), 1479 nucleotides. Its product is annotated as 5-hydroxytryptamine receptor 3A-like. The coding region runs from base 1 to 1479 and encodes 492 amino acids. The transcript is spliced from 9 exons. Gene Ontology annotation, biological process: regulation of membrane potential; chemical synaptic transmission; monoatomic ion transmembrane transport. Lineage: Eukaryota; Metazoa; Chordata; Actinopteri; Salmoniformes; Salmonidae. Gene Ontology annotation, molecular function: acetylcholine-gated monoatomic cation-selective channel activity; serotonin-gated monoatomic cation channel activity. Gene Ontology annotation, cellular component: synapse; plasma membrane; neuron projection. The record is from RefSeq and is a predicted model, not a curated record.